Ictidomys tridecemlineatus (thirteen-lined ground squirrel) is the source of this 7364-nucleotide messenger RNA. The record is from RefSeq and is a predicted model, not a curated record. NCBI's taxonomy places the organism in Eukaryota, Metazoa, Chordata, Mammalia, Rodentia, Sciuridae.
UUGAACCCAGGGCCUUACACAUGCUAGCAAGUGGUCUACCACUGAGCCGCAACCCCAGCCUUGAAAAUCAGCUUUUCUUGAUGCAUCUAAGUUAUGUUAAAGUCCUGUAGAUCUGAAUGUUGUAACUGACCCCGAUGUAGAGGACACUUCAUUUUUUAAAUUUUUUUAAUUUCCUACUUUUUGCACCUUCCUGCCUUCACUGCCAUUGUCUUAGUAAAUUCCUCACCAUUGCUUGUUUCAACAAUUGCAUUAGGCUUUAAGUUGGUAUUUCUUUAUUUUUUUAAUUGAUUAAAAAAAUGACAGCGGAAACACACACACACACACACACACACACACACACACACAUAUGUUGGUAUUUCUUGUCCUUGCCUCUCCCCCUGGUUCCAUCCUCCCAUAUUUCUCAGAUCCUUUUGGGUGUGCAAGGUGGAUUAUCAUUUCAGUAAUACCUAUGAUUCAUUAAGCCCUAACUACAUGGCAGGCAGUGUUCGGGGUGUUUGCACGUGUUAUGGUGGGCAGAGGAAAUCGAGACUUAGGCUUGUUGACUUUGGGGCAGUCUCCCUAUUUUCUAGUCUACUCACUUACUCAUUGUGUAGUUUAGAAGAUGUCAUUUUAAUCUUCUCUGCCUUAAUUUCUUUACCUGUACAGGGGGAAUCGCAGCAGUGUUUACCUCAUGAGGCCAUUGUGAGGACUGAAAAAAUCCCUGCUGCUUUGAGUUCUGUGGCUCUCAGUUGCAUAUGUGAAGUAUGGAGGGUUUGGCAGAGGCUUUGUGUCACCUUCAGAUCCCCCUGCUUGCUGGCACUGUUGGAUAAGGACAGUUCUCCACAUACAGACUUUGUUUCACUUGGAAUCUUUACUUUUUUUACUUCAUUCGACUGAUUUAACAGGGUUCAACAACAGCAUUCAUAAAUUUCCAGGGCAGCAACCCCAAGUGAGACCUAAUGACUUCCCACUUCAGGCUCUACCUGGGGUUUGACAGAGUUCAACAUUGAAGUGGGCACAGUGACACACCCUUGGGACUCUGGAGGUUGAGGAUGGAGAUUUCCACCCAUCAGUCUCAUCUCCUGCAACAACUAAAUGAGCAGCGCAGGCAAGAUGUGUUCUGUGAUUGCAGUAUUCUAGUUGAAGGGAAGGUCUUCAAAGCUCAUCGAAAUGUAUUAUUUGCUAGUAGUGGCUACUUCAAAAUGCUUCUUUCUCAGAAUUCCAAGGAGACAAGUCAGCCAACCACAGCUACAUUUCAGGCUUUCUCUCCGGACACUUUCACAGUUAUCCUGGACUUUGUCUAUUCAGGCAAACUCUCUCUUACUGGGCAGAAUGUCAUAGAAGUGAUGUCCGCGGCAAGCUUCCUUCAGAUGACUGAUGUCAUUAGUGUAUGUAAGACUUUUAUCAAAUCUUCCUUGGACAUUAGUGAGAAGGAAAAAGAUCGCUACUUCAGUCUCUCAGAUAAGGACGCCAGUUCUAAUGGCAUAGAGCGUUCUGCUUUUUAUGGUGGCAGCUGGCAAGAAGAAAGCAGUUCCCCACACUCUCACCUCAGCCCAGAUCAAGGAGCAGGUAUAAUAAGUGGAAAGUCGUGGGGUAAGUAUAAUUACCCUCCGGCCUCCCAACGGAGCACUCAGCUCCCUGGGGCCAAGCAUGAGCAGAGGAAAGAUUCCAUUAAAAAGACCAAGCAUCUGCGACUGUCACAGCCUCCUGAAGCUGCUCAGUACAAGUCAAGCAAACGAGAAGCGCGUGCGUCUGAUUCUUCCAGCCAUGUUUCCCAGGCUGAAGAACAAGCGCAAAUUGACACAGAAAUGGACUCUGCUUCUGUUGGCUAUCAGUAUGGUCAAGGAUCUGAGGUCACGUCCCGAAGUUUUUCAGAUGACCUGCCCAGGAUGCGAUUCAAGUGCCCGUACUGCACACAUGUGGUAAAGCGGAAAGCAGACCUCAAGCGACAUCUGCGCUGUCAUACAGGAGAAAGGCCGUAUCCAUGUCAAGCUUGUGGAAAAAGGUUUAGCAGGCUAGACCACCUAAGUAGCCAUUUCCGAACAAUUCACCAGGCAUGCAAACUAAUCUGCAGAAAAUGCAAACGCCAUGUGACUGACCUAACAGGGCAAGUGGUACAGGAAGGAACCAGGCGCUACAGACUGUGUAAUGAGUGUCUUGCAGAAGUUGGCAUAGACAGCCUCCCCAUUGAUUUGGAAGCUGAGCAACAUCUUAUGUCCCCAUCAGAUGGAGAUAAACAUUCCCGAUGGCACUUGAGUGAAGAUGAGAAUAGAUCCUAUGUGGAGAUUGUAGAGGAUGGGUCUGCCGAUCUGGUCAUACAACAGGUUGAUGAUAGUGAAGAAGAAGAAGAAAAAGAAAUAAAGCCCAACAUUAGGUAGCUGUAAUAUGAACCAACAGAGCUGGCAUGUCUGCAAUUUCCAUUCACUUCCUGUAUCUCUCCUUUCCAUGGUCAGAGUCUGGUUAACAAAUUUAUCAUACUGACUUAAAAGAAAUGACCUGAAAUAACUUGCAUGCUUUCUGAACAGGCCAUUGUAUCCAUUCUGAACUUUGUUGCCCUAAAAUAUGUUGCUGCACUGGAAAGAAAGACCUAGCUUGAGUUGGCAUGAUGGAUGAACAGUUACCCUCUUUAUUACAGAUACGUUCUUUCUUUUAAUAUUGGAAGAUAUACUUAGCAAAUUUUCUUCAAAGAAAAUAUUUUAAAUAAAUUUAUCGUAGCCAAGCUUUAUAUAAGACAAUUUUAAGGUGUUUCAAAGACAAAUACACUACCAAUAUUAAGUUUCACAGGGAAAACGGGUAAGAGCACAUUUAAGGGUCUGGCAACACACCUUGCUGUUAAUUUCAGAUCUGAAGCAACCAAUCACUUUCUAGUAUUCUAAAUGAUUAGGAUUAAUGACUGAAGACUAAUAAGAAAUGCUUGAGUUUGUUCAUAUUUAAAAUUUUUGUCCUUAAAAAAUGACUUUUAUAUAGUCAGUAUUAUUUAAAAGAAAAAACUAACAUAGAGGCUGACCAAAGAUUAUAUACAGACAUCAUUUUUUCAAAAUAGGAAACACACUGCCUAAAAGUAAAGGUAGUUAGUUUGUAAAAAAAAGAUCUGUCAAUAACAGUUUUCUUCUUCUCUAAAGGAAAAAAAUGAAUAAAAAGUUUAAAAAAUAUAUUAGAAGGUUCUCUCCAGUUCUUAAGAAUAAUUUCUAACGUUUAUCUAGUGCUAUAUAUUACUUUAAAGUGCUCUAUUACAUAUUUUCUCACUAUUUAGUAAAGGAGAUAGUACCUCUGAGGAAAUUAAGGUCAGAAAAUAUGAGUGGUACAACUGAUGAUUGGACAGACUAUGGUUUUAAGUAAUCCUCUUUUACCAAUCUCUCCUAAUAUGUCUCCUGAAAUGACAGAGAAUUGAAAUCAAACCUUACAGGCCUGCAGUAAUGAUAAAAGUCAGAUUUAGAAUUAAAAAACACAUUAUGAGAAUCAGGAUUAGAAAAUACAGGGGUAGAUAUAGCUCAGUGGUAGAGUGCUUGCCUAGCACUUGGCCCUGGGUUCAAUCCUCAGCACACACACACAAAGAAUUAGAAUGUAUGAAAGAAGAAUUUAGUCACUUUCAGCAACCUAUAUGUUUAUGUUAAGUUAUUCAAAUAGUGUUAAGUAAUGUCCCUAAAAUACAUUCUAACAUAUUUUUGUUGGGUUAUUUAUAUAUAAAUUUAAAACAAAACUAUUUGAACAAAUUAUUGUCUUAAAUGCUUUGAGCAUUUUUGCAUAUCUUGUUUAUAUUUUUCACAACAAAUUUUUAUCCUAGGAUACAAAGUUUGAACUUCUCCCCAGUGUGAAUUAUGAGACAUUCCAACAUCACAGCAAAAUUGGAGAAGCAUUGUUUUUAGUUCUAAGGAUAAAAUAUAAAUAUCAGAACAGUGGUACUUCAUAAAGUUCUUUGUGCUGGGCGCAGAGGCACACGCCUGUAGUCUUAGCUACAAAGGAGGCUAAGGCAGGAGGAUUGCAAAUUUGAGACCAGCCUGGGCAACUUUGGGAAGCCCUGUCUCAAAAAAUUAAAAGGGCUGUGGAUGUAACUCAGGGGUAAAGCACCCCUGGGCUCAGUCCCCAGUACCAUACACACACACAAAGAGGGGUCUCUGCAAGUUACCAUAGUGAAGCUUAAUAUAAUGUAAUUAUGGUAUAUAGUGAGGCUCCAUGUAUUAUACUGUAUUUUUAAAUGCCAUGACAUACCUCAAGAUGAUAUUUUUGUUAUUAUUUCCUUAUUCUUUAGUUAAUGAUUGUCCUUGAUACCAACUUGUGGGCCACAAGACUUAAUAUCCUUUAAAAAUUUUUUAAAAAUAGAUAAAUAACUACUUUGUUUCAUGAUACUUAAUUCUGAGUCUUUUCCAAGAUUGCCCUGAUGGCAAAUUUCCAGUUGGCUCAAGACUACCUGUGUGUAUUGAGUUCAUUGGUUCUCCCAACAUGACCAUUCCUAAAUCAGGAUUCUUAACUACUAAGUAAUAUCUGAAGAGGGAGGCAUUGCCUGCCAUUCUCUAGGCUCACCAGAGUGAUACUAACACCUUUCCAAAUUGUAACCUGAUUUUUAGUUGUUGGGGCCAAUAAGAAAAAUGACUGAUUUGAGCUUUAUUCAUAGAAAUGAAGUAGUGCUUGCAUGUGUAUACCCUAACGCACUUUAGUCUAUGACCUAAAUGUUCUUUUAUGCUAUUAUCUUCUGCAUGCAAACUUCACACACAUCAGCAUGAACUUCAGCAAUGUCCACUGAACACAGUGUUACCAGCACUUUAAUUGCCUUUUUCAGAAAGAAUGCUUUUUCAUAACUGUUUAUAUCAAGCAUCAAACAGUACCCACCAAACAGCUGUCAGAUUCAGCAGACGAAACAUCUAUUCUAUCAUUUUAGCAGCAUAAAAGAAGAACAUUUAAGAAUGUUUGCAAGUUGUAAAUAAUGACUCCAGUUAUCAUAUCAUAUGUAUGUAAGACUUUAGAGAAAAUUAUUUUCUAGAAUGAAACUAUCUAUUAAUGAUUUCUGAGAAAAUUGAAUUCUUUAGCUUUUAAAUGUGGGAAAAUGCUACACAGGGAUAUAAUUUGUUUAAAUAAGCUUUAUUUAUGCCAAGGAUUUUUUUUUUCUUUCUUCUUCAACAUCAAGAAAAUAAUGGGAAUUGAUUAGGCCAAAGUUUGCUUUUGCAGAUAUGCUGUUUAUUAUCUUCUGGAUGUCCUUCUCACUUUAUUGUUCUCAAGAGUGUCUGGUUGAAGGGAUGAAGUUUUGCAAAAAUAAACCACUACUGCAGUCAUGCCUAGUGUCUGGAAGAAGAAAAACAAACCAGCAUCAGUUUAAAAAAAUUUUUUUAACCCAAGAAACUUCAAAUGAAUUGUUUCAUAAAGAAGUUCAACAUUGGAGGAAGAAGCUCUAAAAUCAAGCUGCUGUGGCACAUCUUCCCUGUGCCUCUUCCCAGGCACCUCUGCAGAACUCAGAAUUGAAAAUCAUGGAGCUAGACAACUUCUUGUAUUCCCCUUGAGUAUCAAAAGCUCACUUCAUUACUACUAUUAUUGACUGUAUUUACAAGCAGGUAACUAAGAUAGGAUGUCUUAGUGAGCAGAUCACAUCUUUAGCAUUUGAUGUUCCUUGUAUGAUCAUGAGAUCUUAAAACUUUAAGAACAAAAGUUUUAAUAUUUUUCAAUAUUAUGUUUUUGAGUAAUACAAUCAAAACAUAGUUAUUGCUUCCUAUGUGGCCAAGUUACUGCUUAGUGGAUGAAAAAAACUUGGUGUUCCGGUUAUAUAUGAGCUCAGAACUCAAUUCAUUAAAGUUAUUUUGCAAAGUCAUGCUAAGAUAUAUUGAAAUUUCUACUCAUAUUAGUUUUUUUAAAUGUAUUUUCAGCCUGAAAUUAGUAGUGUAGAAAAUCACUAAAAUCACUAUGGCAUAAAAAGACGUAUGUAACUGAGAACGGUGAUAGUAAACAGGUACAGGAGGACCAAACUCUAUACAUGAAAAUUUGUAUGUUAUUUUAUAUUAGAGUGUAUCAGUAUUACUAUUUAUCAUUUAUAUAGCAUUUUAUAUCUGCAAAUUAUUUAAUAAUUUUUGUUUUUCUUUACAUUUCUAUGAAGUAGGACAGUUAUCCCACAUGAAAGGUAAAGAAAUUGAGGCACAGAACAGUAAAGCAGCCUAUUUAAAACAGCCAGUGAAUCAAUGGCAAAAAAUAGGGUUAGAAUGAUCAGGUUUUCUGAAUCCUAGAAUAUCAACUUACUCACAAGUGUAUUGUAUCAUUCUCCUUUAUAAGGUGAUUUUAUACAAGUAACAGUCCAUUGUUUUAAAGUUGUUUAGUCAUUGUAUGUGGAUAAAUCCUAUACAGAAUAAAUGCUACAUAAAGAAUGUGAUUUUAGGGACUGGGAUUGUGGCUCAGUGGUAGAGCGCUCUCCUAGCACGGGUUCCAUUCUCAGCACCACAUAAAAAUAAAGGUAUUGUGUUGUGUCCAUCUACACCUAAAAAAUAAAUAUUAAAAAAAUUGCGGCUUUAGUUAUGAAAGUUUAAGUGAUAAAAUUCAGGUUAUCAGGAAUGGCAAUGUUUAGCCAGUGUUUCAUACAUUGUGAAGUAUAAUUAAUAUUGUAUUUUGAUACAGGAGUUUCUUGACUAUCCAUGCCAAUGGAACCAUGAAUGGGCCAGAAAGAUGAAAUCAACAGAUGUUCUAUAAACUUUAUUUUUUAACAUCGGCUUUCUCCCCACAGAACUGUAUUAAUGCCACCAAGAAGUCAAAUAUUUAAGUAUAAUAUUAAUAAGUAUAAGCCAUACAAAGCAAGAGAAGCAAAGGGACUCUUAAAGACAUAAUGUUUAAUUAUUUUUUUUUAAUAAUGAGGAUUGAACGCAAGGAUGCUUUGCCUUUGAGCUACAUCCCUAGCCCUUUCUUUUCUUUUUUUUUUUUGAGACGAGGUCUUGAUAAGUUGCCCAGGCUGGCCUUGAAUUUGCAAUCCUCCUGCCUCAGUCUCCUGAGUAGCUAGGAUUACAGGUGUUCACCACUAUGCCCUGCUCAUCAUUUUUAUUUAUUUUAAAUUUUUUAAAAAAUUUUCUGGUAUCAGAUAUUGGACCUGAAGCGCUUUACCACUGAGCUACAUCCCCAGCCCUUUUUAUUUUUUAUUUUGAGACAGAGUCUCACUGAAUUGCUGAGGCUGGCUUUGAACUUGUGAUCCUCCUGCCUCAGCCUCCCAAGCUUCUAGGAUUAUAUGUGUGCAUCCUGCUCCCAGGCCACUCAUCAUUUUUAAAUAGGAAACUGAAGUCCAGUUGCUGCUUUACCUUUGGACUUGAUUAGAUCUUUUGCAAGUUUGAUUGUAUUGAAUGGCUUAGAAAGUACAUCCAAGAUUUUAUUAUAUUUUGUCUGCUUCCCUCUUUAAAAUUUCUAGAUAAACAUUCUACUAUACA